Molecule: messenger RNA, 508 nt
Organism: Pseudopipra pipra
Lineage: Eukaryota; Metazoa; Chordata; Aves; Passeriformes; Pipridae
Gene: NDUFB11
Product: NADH:ubiquinone oxidoreductase subunit B11
Exons: 3
Coding region: 16-420 (134 amino acids)
Source: RefSeq, a predicted model, not a curated record
AGAGCGCGGGCGAAGAUGGCGGCGCUGGCGCGGGCGCUGCGGGCGCUGCGAGCGCUGCCCGGCGGGGCCCGGGGCCGCGCGGGGCCGAGCGGGGCCCUGGCGCUGCCGCGGCCGCUCGGCGCUGACCCGCACGAGGAGGAGCCAAUGCUGGCGGCGCAGAAGAAGAACCCCGACUAUCACGGGUUCUCAGCCGAGCCCGACGUUGACGUGCUGAACAUGCACGCGGUGUUCUUUACCGGGGUUUCUGUCGCCAUCGUUCUCGGCUCCGUGUUCCUGCACUACCUGCCCGACUACGGGCUGAUGGAGUGGGCCCGGCGCGAGGCCGAGAUCCAGGUGCGGGAGCGGGAGCGGCUGGGGCUACCCCUGCUCACCUCCAACUACUACGACCCCGCCCGGCUCUCCCUGCCCCCCCCGGAGUGACCUGGACCACCCCGAGUCUCCGCGGUCCCCCCUGGGGGGCCGGGGGGUUCCCACUGUCGGUCUGUGAAUAAAGCGCUGGGUUUCGUCA